Messenger RNA from Aspergillus novofumigatus IBT 16806, 1727 nucleotides. Its product is annotated as malate dehydrogenase. The transcript has 8 exons. The coding region runs from base 442 to 1434 and encodes 330 amino acids. Gene Ontology annotation, molecular function: L-malate dehydrogenase (NAD+) activity. Gene Ontology annotation, cellular component: cytoplasm. Lineage: Eukaryota; Fungi; Ascomycota; Eurotiomycetes; Eurotiales; Aspergillaceae. The record is from RefSeq and is a predicted model, not a curated record. Gene Ontology annotation, biological process: tricarboxylic acid cycle; carboxylic acid metabolic process.
AUUGUACAGAUCUCCAUCUCCUAAAGAAAUUGCCAAGUUUUUUUAUCAUCAAUUCCUCAAGAAAUGUACGUCCAGUGGGAUCUAUGAACCUAUAGAUAGCUCUUGUUUCUACUAUUCGCACUGUUUGUUUGUGCCUUCCCCGUUCAUCCCCUUCCCAACCCCAAAUAUGGCGCGUUGUUUGUUCCCGUUUGGUUUACCGUUACCCCUCCCUACAGUACUCCUGCAUGCCCCUCCGUAGCUCCCUCUAUCCCUCCUGCUCCACCCCCGCUCUACCUCAAGUGCUUUCUUUCACCUUCGACCGGUCGUUCUCCUUCCAUCAACAAUUCCCCAAUCUUGCGUUGGUCCGAUUCUGUCAGUCCGUCUUACUCACACGCGAUACAGAUACAGUGCUUUCUUGUUCUUAAUCAACAGCUACCAAGCAUAAAGCUCUAAUCUCUCAUCAUGGUCAAGGCGGCUGUUCUCGGAGCCUCUGGUGGCAUUGGCCAGCCUCUAUCUCUUCUGUUGAAGGCAUGCCCUCUGGUUGAUGAGCUUGCUCUCUACGAUGUCGUCAACACCCCCGGCGUCGCUGCGGAUCUGUCUCACAUCUCUUCUGUCGCUAAAGUCUCCGGCUACCUUCCCAAAGACGAUGGUCUGAAGAAUGCAUUGACUGACACUGAUGUUGUCGUCAUUCCUGCUGGAAUCCCUCGCAAGCCUGGCAUGAGUCGUGACGAUCUUUUCAAGGUGAAUGCUGGUAUCGUCCGCGACUUGGUGACGGGAAUCGCACAGUACUGCCCCAAGGCUUUUGUACUCAUCAUCUCGAAUCCUGUAAACUCCACAGUCCCAAUCGCCGCUGAGGUGCUCAAGAAACAGGGUGUCUUCGAUCCCAAGCGCCUCUUUGGAGUCACCACUCUGGAUGUUGUCCGUGCAGAGACCUUCACUCAAGAAUAUUCCGGACAGAAGGAUCCAUCCAAAGUUCAAAUUCCUGUCGUUGGCGGGCACUCUGGCGAGACCAUCGUUCCCCUCUUUAGCAAGGCUUCCCCUGCCUUGGAUAUUCCUGCAGACAAGUAUGACGCACUUGUGAACCGUGUCCAGUUCGGCGGAGAUGAGGUAGUCAAGGCUAAAGAUGGCGCCGGCUCCGCCACUUUGUCCAUGGCUUAUGCUGGCUUCAGAUUUGCCGAAAGGGUUAUCAGGGCUUCGCAGGGCCAGUCAGGCAUUGUCGAACCCACUUACAUUUACUUGCGAGGUGUCACUGGUGGCGAGGAAAUCGCCAACGACACAGGUGUUGAGUUCUUCUCGACUCUUGUCGAACUCGGACCUAAUGGCGCGGAGAAAGCCAUCAACAUUCUCCAGGGCGUCACCGAGCAGGAAAAGACGCUCCUCGAGGCUUGCACCAAGGGCCUUAAGGGCAACAUCGAAAAGGGCAUCGAAUUCGUCAAGAAUACCCCACCAAAGUAAACUCGCCUAUCCCCGUCAAACAAGCUCACCCCCAUUGGCCAGCCGCACCGUUGUCUUCCCUGAAGAGCACUUGUCGGUGGCAUUUUCCCCUCCCCGAAGAGCUCACCACAAUUGAAAAGGACGUCGCUGAUCAAAGCUAUCCCGGAAAGAUAGGCUCUAAAUUAUAAGGUUGAUGAAGACUGAUGGAGGAGGUGGCCGUGGGGUUGAUCAUUAGGUUCUUGAAAUGCAGGGCCCUAGAGACAUGCAUGCAGAAACGAAAUGAAUCCUUUUUUUUCUUUUUUGCUUUUAAUGUG